Molecule: messenger RNA, 542 nt
Organism: Amphibalanus amphitrite
Lineage: Eukaryota; Metazoa; Arthropoda; Thecostraca; Balanomorpha; Balanidae
Product: ankyrin repeat and SOCS box protein 12-like
Exons: 5
Molecular function (GO): protein binding
Source: RefSeq, a predicted model, not a curated record
UAUUUUUGAAUCAUAAUGCCUAUGCUCUCUUUAAAGUGGAUGUAAUUUUGAAGCUUUAUUUUAAAGCUGUAUUUGGUCUUGUACUUAUUGAAGAAGACCUUGAAGAAUAUCAGAUGUAAGCUCAUAUAGACAAAAUGUCAGCUGAAGAUUCAGAUGAGUUCCCAGGCAGGCUGCUCCACCAGGCGGCGCUGUGGGACAAUGCCGAGCUUCUGGAGGACCUCCUGGCCAGUGAGGAGAUCGCGCACAUUGGCUCCCGCGACUCGUGGGGCCGCACACCUCUGCACGCGGCCGCCACCACCUACAGCUCGCGGUGUCUCCGGGUGCUGCUUCAGUCGGGCGCGGACCCGGAUGUUCCCUGCGGACCACGGGGAGAGUACAGGACUGCGCUGCACCUCGCCGCCGAGCACGGGCACCUGGAUAAUGUGCGCCUGGUGCUGGAGAGCGGCGCCGACCUGCUGCUCAAAGACCACUGCGGCCUGACAGCCAUGGACCUGGCCGAGCGGGGAGACCACACCGACUGUAUGCAGCUGCUGCGAGAGACG